AUGUGGCUCGGUUUAGUUCUUCUCAUCAGUAUCUUCGGGUUGAUCAUUACUGAAAUCAUUCACCGCACCCUAGUUGCGUUCAUUGGCGCCGCCGCUGUGCUGUUUAUCCUGUCUUUACAACAUCGCUUGCCAUCGAUAGCGACGAUUUUGACGUGGAUGGAUCACGGCACGCUCGCGCUGUUGUUCGGUAUGAUGAUCAUCGUCGCUCUACUUUCCCGCACUGGCGUGUUCGAGUAUAUAUCCGUACAUAUUGUCGAGUACUCAAAGGGUAGCAUGUGGCGCUUGUUCUUCAUGCUCAUGAUAUUCGACGCAGUGUUGAGCGCGUUUUUGGACAACGUCACCACAAUGUUGCUCCUCGCACCCGUGGCGCUGUCUCUGUGCAAAGCUUUGAACAUUGAUCCGCGUCCACUUUUGAUUCCGCUCUCCAUUUUCGGUAACAUUGGUGGAUGUUCCACACUCAUUGGUGAUCCUCCGAACAUUAUCAUCGGAAACGCGCUCAAGGAGCACAUCGGUUUUGUCGACUUUUUACGAGUCCUCGGUCCGGGGGUCUUGCUCACGAUGCCGUUUAUUUUCGCUUUUGUCAAGUGGUACUACGGUGACGCAUUGUUUGGUCAAAAGAUCAACGUCGACAUCGACGAAUUGCGCGCAAAGUAUCCCAUACGCGACAUGAACUUGCUCAUUCGCAGCGGAACGAUUUUGAUUUUUGUCAUUUUGCUAUUCUUUUUGCACCCCGUGAUGCACAUGGAACCGGCGUACGUUGCGGUUUUCGGUGCGAUCGCAAUACUUCUCACAGGAAGCCACGAUGAGUUUGAGUACGCGCUCGAAAAAGUUGAGUGGGACUCUUUGUUGUUUUUCGCGGGCUUGUUUGUGUUCACCGAGGGCAUCGCUAAGCUCGGCUUGCUCAGAGCCAUCGCCGAUGAGCUCUCGACGCUCAUCGCCUCCUUCCCUAUCGGGCAGCGUCAGAUCGGCGCCAUGUUGCUGGUGGAGCUCGUCGCUGGUAUCGCGAGCGCAUUCGUGGAUAACAUUCCAUUCACCACGACCAUGCUUCCGGUCAUCAUACAAAUGAGCGAAAACGUACAGGGCAUCUCCAUCGAAGCGCUCGCGUGGGCCCUCUGCUUCGGCGCCGACUUCGGCGGCAUCGGAACUUUGAUCGGCUCUUCCGCCAACAUCGUGAUGGCUGGUAUUGCCGCCGAAGCUGGUUUUCCCAUCACCUUCAAGUCCUUCUUCCGAAUCGGCUGGCCCGUGAUGUGCAUCUCCUUGUGUAUCGCCGGCGCCUACCUCGCCGCGCUUGAAGGCGCUGGGACUUUCAAAGUCAAAGACGACGACAGCGCGUCCUACAGCUGA
This is a messenger RNA of Ostreococcus lucimarinus CCE9901, 1344 nucleotides long. Its product is annotated as ArsB family transporter: P-protein-like protein (tyrosine transporter). NCBI's taxonomy places the organism in Eukaryota, Viridiplantae, Chlorophyta, Mamiellophyceae, Mamiellales, Bathycoccaceae. The record is from RefSeq and is a predicted model, not a curated record. Bases 1 to 1344 code for a protein of 447 amino acids. The transcript has a single exon. Gene Ontology annotation, biological process: transmembrane transport; arsenite transport. Gene Ontology annotation, cellular component: membrane. Gene Ontology annotation, molecular function: arsenite transmembrane transporter activity.